AGUGAUGCCAAAAUGAAGCGAGGCAAAAGCAGCCGGAGGCUGACAUUUUCUUAAAGGUGUCCGCCGCAGGGAACCCGACGCUGAGAGAACAGGGCUUUGGAAAAAUCCCUGGAGCUUGUUUUGGAGACAAAUUCAGUAAUCCAAGUGCCGCAACACAAAGGAGGACAUAGCGCUCUCCGCUUGAAUUCCCUGUGACAGCAAGACAGGCCAUUCUGAAGGAAAGCUUCGUGUGCUUGGGCACUCUACUUCCAUUUGUGGGCACACACACACCACACACACACACACAGCACAACACACACACACACAGCACACCACACACACACGUCAGGAUGAGGGAAGCCUGGAGGUGGCUACUGGGGCUGUGCCUCUUGACAAGCUCCGCCUCCCCCCACGCCAGGGCCAACCCCUUCGUGGGGCAGCAGACCCCCCCGGACCCCUGCUACGACGACGCGGGCGCGGCCCACCGCUGCAUCCCCGAGUUCAUCAACGCCGCCUUCGCCAAGGAGGUGGGCGUGUCCAGCGUGUGCGGGCGCCCGCCCUCGCGCUACUGCAGCGUGGUAGAGCGCAGCGACGAGCGCCCCUCCGUCCGCACCUGCCACGUGUGCGACGCGGCCGACCCCCGCCGCCACCACCCCGCCUCCUACCUGACCGACCUCAACUCCGCCCACAACCUCACCUGCUGGCAGUCGGAGAACCUGCAGGCCUCGCCGCACAACGUCACCCUCACCCUCUCGCUGGGCAAGAAGUUCGAGAUCACCUACGUCAGCCUGCAGUUCUGCUCGCCGCGGCCCGAGUCGCUAGCCAUCUACAAGAGCAUGGACUACGGCAAGAGCUGGACGCCGUACCAGUUCUACUCCUCCCAGUGCCGGCGCAUGUACAACCGGCCCAACAAGGCUGCCAUCACCAAGCAGAACGAGCAGGAGGCCCUGUGCACCGACGGCCACACUGACCUCUACCCUCUCUCCGGGGGGCUCAUCGCCUUCAGCACCCUGGACGGACGACCCUCCGGGAAGGACUUUGACAACAGCCCUGUCCUGCAGGACUGGGUCACAGUCACAGACAUCCGGGUGGUGUUCAGCCGCCCGCAGCUGCCCAGAGAGCUGGGUCUGGGGGCGGGAGGAGGAGGAGGAGGGGCGGGGGCCGGCCGGGAUGAGGACCCAAUGUCGGUGUCGGCGGCGCUGCCGGCGUAUUUCUACGCGGUGGGCGACUUCCAGGUGGGCGGGCGCUGCAAGUGUAACGGCCACGCCUCCCGCUGUCUGAAGGACAAGGAGGGGAAGCUGGUGUGUGACUGCAAGCACAACACGGAGGGCCCGGAGUGCGACCGCUGCAAGCCUUUCCACUACGACCGGCCCUGGCAACGAGCCAGCCCUCGCGAGGCCAACGAGUGUCUGCGUAAGUCUCAAUCCCCCCUUCGGGAAACCUUCCGCCCACUUCCCGUAGCUGGGUCCUCGGUGGCCCUGCCAGGUCCCUUCUGUCCGUCAAACCUGACCAGCAGGCCUGUGCCGGCCAACACUGAUGACCUCAUCACAGAGCUGAUACACGGCGGUAAAAAGCCAGUCCGCUACUACCUGAUCACAGACCCCGACAGGCCAGGCUCAGGGCUUCGUCCCUUCCUGGUUUCUUGUUCCAGAAGGAGCUUUACGGCUCAGUCCCUCACGCCUCCUCACAGUGAGCUGGAGGGUCUGUGA
Molecule: messenger RNA, 1688 nt
Organism: Hypomesus transpacificus
Lineage: Eukaryota; Metazoa; Chordata; Actinopteri; Osmeriformes; Osmeridae
Gene: ntn2
Product: netrin 2
Exons: 3
Coding region: 330-1688 (452 amino acids)
Source: RefSeq, a predicted model, not a curated record